Fraxinus pennsylvanica is the source of this 492-nucleotide messenger RNA. The record is from the annotation of a GenBank genome assembly. Lineage: Eukaryota; Viridiplantae; Streptophyta; Magnoliopsida; Lamiales; Oleaceae.
AUGAUACAAUCGCCGGCGGCAACGAUGACGUCCCCGCCAACGACAAAAAGUACCGAGAAGUAUCGGAUCAACGGCAACGGCGAUAACAAUCAAAAUAAUAAUAAUAUCGGUGGGAAUCAUCGGGGGAGUAGAAUGGGGGAGACGGCGGGGGAGUGCGCGGCGGUUUGGUGCUGCUGUCCAUGUGCCAUGAUGCACCUUUUGAUCCUCGCCGUCUACAGGCUCCCUGCAGGACUCUGGAGGAAAAAGAAGAGGAAAAGAUUAUUGAAGCUAAAGAAGAGGAAAAAUUCGUCGGAGGAAAAGGAAAAUCCAGCGAAAAAGAAGAGUGGAAUCCAGUUCGAUUUAGGAGAAACUGAUGAAUCGACGGAAGUUGAAGAUUGUAGCAAUAACAACCAUGACGGAAAAUCCGAAACCCUUGAUUGGGACAGGGAGAUGUGGGACCGGUUCUACGGGGCCGGGUUUUGGAGAAGUACUUCACAAAGAGAUGGCGACUGA